Molecule: messenger RNA, 357 nt
Organism: Chroicocephalus ridibundus (black-headed gull)
Lineage: Eukaryota; Metazoa; Chordata; Aves; Charadriiformes; Laridae
Product: feather keratin 4-like
Exons: 1
Coding region: 7-357 (116 amino acids)
Cellular component (GO): intermediate filament
Molecular function (GO): structural constituent of cytoskeleton
Source: RefSeq, a predicted model, not a curated record
ACAGCCAUGUCCUGCUAUGACCUGUGUUCUCCCACCCCCUGUGGCCCAACCCCGCUGGCAAAUAGCUGCAACGAGCCCUGCGUCAGGCAGUGCCAGGACUCCACAGUGGUGAUCCAACCAUCUCCCGUGGUGGUGACCCUGCCUGGACCCAUCCUCAGCUCCUUCCCUCAGAACACUGCCGUGGGUUCCUCAGCAUCUGCAGCCAUCGGGAGUGCCCUCAGUGCUGGAGGUGUCCCCAUCUCCUCCGGCAGCUCCUUGGGAUUCGGCGGCUUUGGGUAUCCAGGCCUGGGCAGCGGGUACAGCCGGCCCUACCGUCGCUACAACACCUACCGCAGUGGCUUCUAUGGGCCGUGCUAA